This is a messenger RNA of Ustilaginoidea virens, 651 nucleotides long. RefSeq lists its product as uncharacterized. Bases 1 to 651 code for a protein of 216 amino acids. Gene Ontology annotation, molecular function: RNA binding. The record is from RefSeq and is a predicted model, not a curated record. Gene Ontology annotation, cellular component: nucleolus. The transcript has 2 exons. Lineage: Eukaryota; Fungi; Ascomycota; Sordariomycetes; Hypocreales; Clavicipitaceae.
AUGUUCGCCAAACCAAGACCGAAAAAGAGUCCCUUGCCGCCGCCUAACAAGAAGAGAAAACUGGCGUCGGCCAUUGACGAAAUAUCAUUCGACGACAGCGCUCGCCAAGAGUUUCUAACUGGGUUUCACAAGCGAAAGCAGCAAAGAAUAAAGCAUGCGCAGGAAGAGGCUGCGAAAAGAGCGCGCCAGGAAAAGUUGGAAACGCGGAGAAAGGCGAGGGAAGAGAGACGGAGAGAAGUCGCGGAACACGUCGAAACUGUAAACAAACUUCUACGCGAAUCCGGGGCAGUGACCUCACAAGUGGGGGAAGAUGAUUCCGAGGAAGACGUUGCCGACCAGUGGAAUGGUUUCCCGGACGAACCUGACCUCGAGAUCGUCGACCACGAAGAAGAGUACGUCGAUGAGGACCGAUAUACUACGGUCAAAAUUGAAUCAGUAGCCGUUUCCAGGGAUGGACUCUGUAAGCCAGACCAAUUUGAAAAUGAGGCAGAAGAGGAAGCGCGCAGGAAACGAGAGGCUGCCGAGAAGGCUGAGGCUGAGGCGAAACUUCAGAAAUCGUCCAGGCCGAAGAAAAAGAGAAAGAAGUUCACGUACGAGUCAAAGGCAGAGAGGCAGUUGACAGACAGGAAGCGGAAGAUGAAAUCACGUUAA